This is a messenger RNA of Naumovozyma castellii, 906 nucleotides long. It is a transcript of the gene LDS1, whose product is annotated as Lds1p. The transcript has a single exon. NCBI's taxonomy places the organism in Eukaryota, Fungi, Ascomycota, Saccharomycetes, Saccharomycetales, Saccharomycetaceae. The record is from RefSeq and is a predicted model, not a curated record. The coding region runs from base 1 to 906 and encodes 301 amino acids.
AUGAGUAUCGCAACAUCUCUGGCAUUAACAGGACUAGGUGGCCUGGCAUAUAAAUUUGAUAGAAGGCAGAAGUAUGAAAAAGCUCCUGAAGUUGCAAUCCCCUUUGAUGAAUAUGGGGUGAAAGUUUACAAAAAGGAACUAACUGAAAGGUGGUCCAGAAUAUCUUUGAUGACAUCUUCCUUCUUGAGCGAUUUCUUCUCUAUAAAGCCAUACUAUUACCCAUUUAAGGGAUUCAAGGAGAUGCAAUUGAAUGUUGCCGGUUAUAUGCCGACAAUUACUCGUUUAUACUUAUUAUAUUGUCUUUCAUUUGCAACUGUGUUCGGAAUCUAUUGGGUCACCAUUACGCCUGUCUACUUUUCAAUUCUGCUUGUAUUUGGUCCAUUUGGGUUCAUUCUCACUGGGCUACAUUCACUACUACAUGCAAAUCUCCUCACAAUGUUAUUUCUAAGAAUGUCCCAUUUUAAUAACCAACUUACCAUCGUGUGUAUGAAGACUUAUGGGUUAACAGUAGAUAAAGAUGCGAGACCCACAAAACACUUUGUCCCUCUCAACAGCCUUUAUUUUUGGACCUAUUAUUUACCUUAUAAGACAAUGAAAUAUGGGAUUGGGUUCAUUGUCUUAUCCAUUUUAUUAUCCAUAUCAUUUUUGCCCAUAUUUGGCCCAAUUAUUUUUAGUGUAAUUAUUGCCCCAUUCGUCUCCAAAAUUUAUUUCUCAAAAAUGUUUAGAUUAAGAGGAUUCGAUGAUAGAAGAAGAGAAGAAAUAUUUUUUAACAGAUUCGGAUUAUAUGCCUCAUUUGGGAUAGUGGCAUCUUUAACGGAAACUAUACCAAUCUUUUCUGCUUUAUUCAUUUCCUUUAAUACUAUCGGAUGUACUUUAUUAGGUAUCGAAAUGAAGCUUUUGGAUUAA